Messenger RNA from Styela clava, 467 nucleotides. The record is from RefSeq and is a predicted model, not a curated record. NCBI's taxonomy places the organism in Eukaryota, Metazoa, Chordata, Ascidiacea, Stolidobranchia, Styelidae.
GGACGUGUAAAAUCACGCUCUGUGGGGAAUUCUGAAAAACCAGAGUCGCUAAUCAACAAACAUCAACGAUGAAAAUUCUUUUAGUACUCGGUCUGGCAUUGGCGGUUGCAGGGGAUGACUGCUUUGAGCCAAUGACUGUUUUCCCUCAUGGCGAGGUGACUUGCACUUCUUACGAUGGCGCUGUUGGGUCCUCGUGUGAGUUCAGAUGUACAGAUCCUAAAUACGAACUUGUGCGUCCUAUGAGUGCAAUGAUUACAUGCUUGCCAAGUGGAGAAUGGGACAAGAAAUUUCCAUGCUGUCAAAAGUGCAGGAAAGUCGCUGAUAUUGUGAUUGUUGUCGACUCCUCUGGAUCAAUCUCGAGAACCGACUACGGAAAAAUGAAGCACUUCAUAUCAAACGUUAUUGGGUUAGUUCGUUAUGAUAAUUUUCUCAUAAGACGCUUUCUCCGCUUCGAACAAGACCCUUGA